Messenger RNA from Mytilus trossulus (common blue mussel), 635 nucleotides. RefSeq lists its product as uncharacterized. The transcript has 4 exons. The coding region runs from base 171 to 536 and encodes 121 amino acids. NCBI's taxonomy places the organism in Eukaryota, Metazoa, Mollusca, Bivalvia, Mytilida, Mytilidae. The record is from RefSeq and is a predicted model, not a curated record.
AAUAAAAUAACCUACGUAGUUCAGUUGUUUUAUUUUAAGUUUUAUUAUUCCCCAAUUUAUAUUUCCUUGAAACAAAAUAGUAUAAAAGAGGAAUGCUAUCAGAGUUCUCUAUUCAUUUAUGUCUUACAAGCCAUUCAAGUACAUCAAAGACUAAAAGACAACCAUAAACCAUGAAUACAUUAGCAAUAGUUAUCGGGCUUGCUGUGUUGGUUACUUUAGCUACUGCUCGCAGUUAUAGUUCAAAUCAAGGAUCAUGGGAUGGUCUGAAUAAUGGCUGGAAUAGUGGACGUCUGACUAAUAGAUGGAAUAGUGGACGUUUUACCGGAGGUUGGAAUAGCGGACAUCUAGGAGGUGGAUUAAUUGGCGGACACAGAAGAUACAGAAGAGCAGCUGUUGCAUACGGUUCAGUUGAUCCAUACAGAAACAGUCACCUUAACAGUGGAUUCGGACGUUUGAACACAUGGAGUAUUAAUUCAGGGAGGAGAUCUAAUUUAGGUUGGGGAUCUGGUUUAAGAUUGAGUCAGCGAGGAUAUUGAAAAAAGAGGAGGAUAUAAGAAGAACAUUACAACAUCUGAACAUUACGUUAAUCAUCCGUAGAUUUUUUUACUUUUGCAAAUAAAACUAUAAAUAUGAUA